ACAUUUGCGCUCUCCGUCGGUUUCCACCCGCGUCUGGCCUGUUCCACUUCCACAGCCCACACUGCUGAAAGUAGGCCAUCCCCCUCUGGCCGUUACUCUGCGUGUGUUACGUCUGACGUCAGAGCGUCAGCUGGCCGAAUGUUUACAUCCAGCAGUGAUGUGUUUCUGACUGGAUCCCCCACCAACAAAAGGCUGAGCACAAGGAAAAGCGCAGAGACAGAGAAUAUCAGGCGGCGUUAAUAAGAGUCAGGAUGGGUGGAGCUGUGAGUGCCGGUGAGGACAACGAUGACUUGAUUGACAACCUUAAGGAGGCUUACUACAUCCGCUCAGACCUGGUGGAGCGAGCUUUCCGAGCUAUCGACCGUGCAGACUAUUACCUGGAUGAAUACCGGGAUAACGCAUAUAAGGAUCUGGCAUGGCGGCACGGAAACAUCCACCUAUCUGCUCCGUGUAUUUACUCGGAAGUGAUGGAGGCUUUGGAUCUCCACCCUGGACUCUCCUUUCUCAACCUUGGCAGUGGGACGGGCUACCUCAGCACCAUGGUCGGCCUCAUUCUGGGUCCCUUUGGAGUGAAUCACGGCAUAGAGUUACACGCAGAUGUGAUAGAGUACGCCUACCAGAAGCUCGACUCCUUCAUUAAAACCAGCGACAGUUUUGACAAAUUUGAGUUCUGUGAGCCAUCCUUUGUGGUGGGAAACUGCUUGGAGAUCCCUCCAGAGAGCCGUCAGUAUGACAGGGUGUACUGCGGGGCCGGCGUGCAGAAAGAGCAUGAGGAUUAUAUGAAGAACCUGCUCAAGGUGGGGGGCAUCCUGGUGAUGCCUCUUGAGGAAAAGUUGACCAAGAUCACUCGAACGGGACUGAACAGCUGGGAGACCAAAAAGAUCAUCUCUGUGUCCUUCGCCCCUCUGGUGCUGCCCAAACACAGCACCAACAGCAAACCCAAGACUGUUCCACUACCCAAGUUUGAGGUGCGAUCGUUACAGGAACUGGCCCGUAUCUGCAUCCGCCACACCCUCAGGGUGACCACGGAUGGAGGAGACAGCCACUCCCGUGGCCGAGGCUCCUCGUUCAGCGUUGGCCGGGGCCUGGCGGUGGCAGGGCUUCAUAAGUAUGGGCCUCGUUUCAAACGCAGGAGGGUCCACCGGCGGCACUGCAACGCCCUCGUCCUGGCCACCCGCCAGGUCGUAGCCAGCAGUGGGAUUGGUCCUGCUUCCUUGGACAACAACAACAACCAGGGGGCACGAGGAGCGGAGGAAGAGGAGGAGGCAGGAGAGAGGGAAGUGAGGCAGCAGAUGAGAGGGGGCAGGAGGGUGGGGAGGGGAUCUGGAGGCAGGGCAGUCGUGGUGGAGGAGGAGGAGACGGUGGAGGAGGAGGAUGAAGAGGAGGAGCAGGAAGAGGAAGAAGAGAAGGAGACGGGCGAGCUGCUCCGACCCCAGCCCGCUGUGAAUGUCCUGAGAGAAAGGAUCCUGGGCCUGCCGCUACCCGAGCCUCUGAAGAUGUACCUGCUGUACUACAGAGAGAAAUGAGCUGCAGCCAGGUCCCGAGUCAGAGUCCAGAGCUGGAAUCUUGCAGGGGCUAAAGCCUCUGUUCCAAUCCCACCACCUCCUGUACAGGCAGGACGAUACACCUUACUGACCCCAAGCUCCGCCACGGGUCUGUUUCUCUCUUUUACCUGCCCUCAUAGUCGCCAUCAUCCAUCCUGUUUCUGCCCCCUCUUUUUCCCGCUGCUCUUUACUCGAGUCAUUUUCUGGUGCUGUGAAAAGUCAGCUCCGUACGUCCAGGGGAGGGGGAGGGAGGGUUUUCCAUUUGUAAACUUUGGACCUCCUUUGGGGUGCAAAAAGACAGAAAUUGGUAUAAAAUAAACCAUUUAUGAAUUAGCUCUGCAGCUCUAAUAUUAGAAACAGCAGUUUAACAGUCCACUGUUGCCUGAGUACAUAGCUUGUACAGGGGCAUCUUAGUGGCACUCAGAGAAGAUACAGUCACAGGGUAAACAAGACAACCCAAGAUCAAAGACUGUAGCAGAGGGAUCGGUUUAGCCACAGCCUGGAACUGAUUACAGCUGGAGAGUACAGAAUGAUGGAGUGGAAGCCAGUUUGUCCACAAGCAGCUGUUAUCACUGGGAUGAUGUCAUUUUACUAAAGAAGAUUCAGAUUAAAGGGUAUGAGAACUAAAUAGAUUUUCUUUGGUGAUGUUGUAGCUAUAGCAGACAACCGCAAGAUAGCGUGGCAGGUUUCUUCCACAGAUUUCUAAAUAAAAUGGGAGCUGUGCCUUUAGCCCCCAGUCCAUGAUGUAAUUUAAGCCCUUAAAGGAUAAUUGUGGUUUAUUUGUUUCUGUUGUGUCUCGACACUAACAGAGAUGCUCUAAGAGCCAUUUCACUUGCUGUUAAUCCCAGUGUAGAGAGAGUAGGCUGCUGCAGAGGAUGCUGGUCAGCUACUAGCUUUUUUUACACCUGCUUCUAGAAUAAAAACACAACACUGAUAAUAUGUCAGGCUGGAAAUCAAAUUGUACUCGUCUUUUUUUUCUGUUUUUUUUUAUUUUUAAACAAGGAAACUGGUUCUAGUCUCCUGCUAAUACAUGCUAAUUGGUCAGCUGAGCAUUUCUGCCAUGCUUCCUUGAUGGAUUCAAAUGUUUACAAAUGAUAAGUACAUACUAGAAGUCUGGGCUAGCAUACAGCUGCCUGUGUUGGCACAACUUUCAGUCAAAUCAAAGUCUGAGCCCUCGCUUAAUUUUUCAGCCUGAGAGGUUGCUGCUUUGAGGAACCCACAGAACUACAAUAACCAGGGGAGCACAGCAAAUUUAAAUAAAACCAGAAUUACCCUUUAAAUUAUCUUAUUUUUAAGGCUGACGCUCGGUCAUCUUUUCCCUGUGUUUUAAGAGCCUAGUUGACGAUCUACUGGGCUGAGUUUUCCUUUAUUUUUUUUUUCUUCUUUCUUUCUUUCCUAUGCAUAGGUUUCAUCAUACAUUUGUCUUUGUCUCCUUGGAGAUGAAGCUGACUUUAAGCCUCACAUUUGCAUCCAAAGGGCAGUCUCACUGUUUUUCUCUGCAUCCCAUUAACCAAAAGAGAAUGACCAUAAAAUAUACUAAUAUUCCAUUUUACAUAAAAAAAACAGCAUGAUAAAAACACACAAGUAAUUAUUCUGAUGACUGGGUGUGUGCUGUCAUGUUCCUUGUAAUAUUUAGGUUUUUGUGAAUGAAAUCACUUUUUGAGACUUGAAGUGGUGUGUAUGUAUGAAACUGGUGUACUUUUUGUUUUGUGAAUCAUAAGAAAAAGCAACUUUAAACAGGUACUUUAAAAUAGAAGAUACUUCUUUAAUUACCAUUUUCCCCACUGUGGACUCUAGUUUGAUGGGCAUUAUUCCUUUGUACUUUACACCUUCUUCUGUGCCAAACUUUAGUUGCAUGGACUCAAAUCUGGAGUGGGACCAGCAGAUCAACAGCAAGUCACUCAUCACAAGAAAAAUACAUUUCUAAAACUACACCACUUCCACUGUUUGGUACGUAAAAAUCAUCUAAAGCCUUAGAUUAUUUUUUUUCCAUUUGAAGGUUGUUUGCAUUCGAAGAAUCGGUUUUGAAGCACAAGGCAAUGCAGAAGGCACUCUGCAUCAGUAAUACAGUGUAUCAGAUAAAUCAUGGAUGUGACCACAAUAACGGGAAUCAGAGAAAAUAGUUCCAAGUGUAACGUCACGCUUCACUGUGAUUUCUUUUUUUCUACUGCUUGAUCUACUUUCAAGUACUGUAUGUGCACCAUUCCUUUAUUCAAUACAAAUACCAUUCUGCUGUGCUGUUGUGCUCCUCUGCUGAAUGUAUACGAUCACACACUUUUUUUUCUCCUUUUCCUAAAGAUCACAGUUUGGUGAGACUGACUUGCUUGUUUUUCUGAGUUGAGCUGUAAUAUUGACCUGCAGAUAAUAAAGUUCAUUAUAUAAAA
Maylandia zebra (zebra mbuna) is the source of this 3928-nucleotide messenger RNA. It is a transcript of the gene pcmtd2b, whose product is annotated as protein-L-isoaspartate (D-aspartate) O-methyltransferase domain containing 2b. The record is from RefSeq and is a predicted model, not a curated record. Gene Ontology annotation, cellular component: cytoplasm. Gene Ontology annotation, biological process: protein modification process. Lineage: Eukaryota; Metazoa; Chordata; Actinopteri; Cichliformes; Cichlidae. Gene Ontology annotation, molecular function: protein-L-isoaspartate (D-aspartate) O-methyltransferase activity.